AUGAAUUGGAGAGGCAAUUUGGAUACGCUUCCAACUAGAAGAAAUUUAAGAAGAAGGAAUGUGGAUAUAGCAUCGAUUAUGUGCCCUCUUUGCGACGAAUUUGAGGAAACGGCGGAUCAUUUGUUCACUGCUUGUUCGGUGGCUAUCCGGGUGUGGUCGACCUUCAGCGUUUGGUGUAACAACUCGCCGCUUUUCUUCUUUGAAUUCAAAGACAUUCUCGAAAUACACAAGGUCAUUAAGAGCGGCAAGAAGACGGAAAAGAUUAUGUAUGGGAUGGCUUUGAUUGCUUGCUGGUGCAUAUGGAAAGAAAGGAACGAUGUGAUUUUCAAUUAG
Messenger RNA from Helianthus annuus (common sunflower), 333 nucleotides. RefSeq lists its product as uncharacterized. Lineage: Eukaryota; Viridiplantae; Streptophyta; Magnoliopsida; Asterales; Asteraceae. The record is from RefSeq and is a predicted model, not a curated record. The transcript has a single exon. The coding region runs from base 1 to 333 and encodes 110 amino acids.